Messenger RNA from Leucoraja erinaceus (little skate), 23573 nucleotides. RefSeq names its product mucin-17-like. The record is from RefSeq and is a predicted model, not a curated record. The transcript is spliced from 11 exons. Lineage: Eukaryota; Metazoa; Chordata; Chondrichthyes; Rajiformes; Rajidae. The coding region runs from base 1 to 22476 and encodes 7491 amino acids.
AUGGCCACAUCCUCUCUGGAAACAACUCCAAAAACCCAGCAAUCUUCAAGAACUGAACUAUCAUCACAAUCCAAUCCAAGCACAACCAAUGUUUCAUCAGUCACUGAGUCCUCUUCAGAAACACAUUUAACAACAUCAAGUUUAUCACAGGUAACUGAGUCCUCAACAGAAACAUACUCCAGUUCGACGCCAGUUUCAUCAAAAACUGAAUCACCCUCAGAGAGCCAUCAGACCACAGAAGUGCCUUCAAGCUCCUUGUCCUCAUCAAAAACACAUCCAACAACAUUACAGGAAUCAUCAUCAACAGAGCUUCCAACAACAGCAUAUCCAACAUUGACAUCUGCUUCAUCUGUUAGUGUGUCCCCAUCUGAAACCCACCUAACAACAACACCACUAUCAUCGCCAACUCAGUCCUCAGCAGAGACCUAUCCAACAACACAAACAUCCACAAACAAACCUUCAUCAGAAACACACCCGACAACAGUGGAAUCGUCAAGCACACAGCAUUCAACGCAAGUACAUCAAAGCUCAACAGAAGUUUCAUCAGUCACUGUGUCGCCAGUUGAAUCCCACUCCACAAGCUCAUCAUUUUCAUUGGUUACUCAAUCCCCAUCAGAAACACGUUCAACAUCUGCACAAGCAUCAGUGACAACUGAAACUUCAUUGGAAUCCCAUCCAACUACAGAGGCAUCUCGAAUCACAAUGUCCCCUUCAGAAAGACAGCCAACAGCACAUGAAUCAUCAAGUACAGAGCAGUCAACACAAACUCAUGGAACAACAUCAGAAAUUCCCUCAGAAAGUGCGUCCUCAUCAAAAACCCUCGCAACAGCAACACCGUCACCUUUGGUCACUGGGAGCUCAGCGGUAACUUAUUCUCAAUCAUCGCAAAUCACAUCCUCCAACAAAUCUGCAACAGUAUCACAUCCAACUACAGAAGAAUCAUCGAUCACUGUCUCCUCACCUGAAACACGUCAGACAAAUACACAGGAACCUUUUACAUCGGCAUAUCCAAAGACAACACAAGCUUCAACAGAAACUAUUUUGACAACAGAAACACAUUUAACAACACCAAUCUCAAAGGAAACGGAGCCUCCAUCAGUAACCUACCCACGCACAACAGAAGGCUCAUCCACAACAGAAUUUUCCUCACCAACACCGAAUGGUAGACAGGCAUCAGCAGCCACAUUGUCCACAGCUGAAACACGGUCAGAAACGCAGGAAUCAAUAAGAACGGAGCAUUCAACACAAACCAAUGCAAACACGACACAGAAUUCUUCAGAAAGUGUGACUGUUUCAGAACCACAUUUUACAACGCAAUUUUCAGUCACAACACAUUCCUCAUCGGAAUCAUAUUCCACAUCAGUGAAAGCUUCCUCAACAACAGAACCUUCAUCAGAAUCACAUCCUACAAUAGCAGCAUCCACGAUGGCCACAUCCUCUCUGGAAACAACUCCAAAAACCCAGCAAUCUUCAAGAACUGAACUAUCAUCACAAUCCAAUCCAAGCACAACCAAUGUUUCAUCAGUCACUGAGUCCUCUUCAGAAACACAUUUAACAACAUCAAGUUUAUCACAGGUAACUGAGUCCUCAACAGAAACAUACUCCAGUUCGACGCCAGUUUCAUCAAAAACUGAAUCACCCUCAGAGAGCCAUCAGACCACAGAAGUGCCUUCAAGCUCCUUGUCCUCAUCAAAAACACAUCCAACAACAUUACAGGAAUCAUCAUCAACAGAGCUUCCAACAACAGCAUAUCCAACAUUGACAUCUGCUUCAUCUGUUAGUGUGUCCCCAUCUGAAACCCACCUAACAACAACACCACUAUCAUCGCCAACUCAGUCCUCAGCAGAGACCUAUCCAACAACACAAACAUCCACAAACAAACCUUCAUCAGAAACACACCCGACAACAGUGGAAUCGUCAAGCACACAGCAUUCAACGCAAACACAUCAAAGUUCAACAGAAGUUUCAUCAGUCACUGUGUCGCCAGUUGAAUCCCACUCCACAAGCUCAUCAUUUUCAUUGGUUACUCAAUCCCCGUCAGAAACACGUUCAACAUCUGCACAAGCAUCAGUGACAACUGAAACUUCAUUGGAAUCCCAUCCAACUACAGAGGCAUCUCGAAUCACAAUGUCCCCUUCAGAAAGACAGCCAACAGCACAUGAAUCAUCAAGUACAGAGCAGUCAACACAAACUCAUGGAACAACAUCAGAAAUUCCCUCAGAAAGUGCGUCCUCAUCAAAAAUCCUCGCAACAGCAACAACGUCACCUUUGGUCACUGGGAGCUCAGCGGUAACUUAUUCUCAAUCAUCGCAAAUCACAUCCUCCAACAAAUCUGCAACAGUAUCACAUCCAACUACAGAAGAAUCAUCGAUCACUGUCUCCUCACCUGAAACACGUCAGACAAAUACACAGGAACCUUUUACAUCGGCAUAUCCAAAGACAACACAAGCUUCAACAGAAACUAUUUUGACAACAGAAACACAUUUAACAACACCAAUCUCAAAGGAAACGGAGCCUCCAUCAGUAACCUACCCACGCACAACAGAAGGCUCAUCCACAACAGAAUUUUCCUCACCAACACCGAAUGGUAGACAGGCAUCAGCAGCCACAUUGUCCACAGCUGAAACACGUCACAACACAUUCCUCAUCGGAAUCAUAUUCCACAUCAGUGAAAGCUUCCUCAACAACAGAACCUUCAUCAGAAUCACAUCCUACAAUAGCAGCAUCCACGAUGGCCACAUCCUCUCUGGAAAAACAACUCCAAAAACCCAGCAAUCUUCAAGAACUGAACUAUCAUCACAAUCCAAUCCAAGCACAACCAAUGUUUCAUCAGUCACUGAGUCCUCUUCAGAAACACAUUUAACAACAUCAAGUUUAUCACAGGUAACUGAGCCCUCAACAGAAACAAACUCCAGUUCGACGCCAGUUUCAUCAAAAACUGAAUCACCCUCAGAGAGCCAUCAGACCACAGAAGUGCCUUCAAGCUCCUUGUCCUCAUCAAAAACACAUCCAACAACAUUACAGGAAUCAUCAUCAACAGAGCUUCCAACAACAGCAUAUCCAACAUUGACAUCUGCUUCAUCUGUUAGUGUGUCCCCAUCUGAAACCCACCUAACAACAACACCACUAUCAUCGCCAACUCAGUCCUCAGCAGAGACCUAUCCAACAACACAAACAUCCACAAACAAACCUUCAUCAGAAACACACCCGACAACAGUGGAAUCGUCAAGCACACAGCAUUCAACGCAAACACAUCGAAGCUCAACGGAAGUUUCACCAGUCACUGUGUCGCCAGUUGAAUCCCACUCCACAAGCUCAUCAUUUUCAUUGGUUACUCAAUCCCCAUCAGAAACACGUUCAACAUCUGCACAAGCAUCAGUGACAACUGAAACUUCAUUGGAAUCCCAUCCAACUACAGAGGCAUCUCGAAUCACAAUGUCCCCUUCAGAAAGACAGCCAACAGCACAUGAAUCAUCAAGUACAGAGCAGUCAACACAAACUCAUGGAACAACAUCAGAAAUUCCCUCAGAAAGUGCGUCCUCAUCAAAAACCCUCGCAACAGCAACAACGUCACCUUUGGUCACUGGGAGCUCAGCGGUAACUUAUUCUCAAUCAUCGCAAAUCACAUCCUCCAACAAAUCUGCAACAGUAUCACAUCCAACUACAGAAGAAUCAUCGAUCACUGUCUCCUCACCUGAAACACGUCAGACAAAUACACAGGAACCUUUUACAUCGGCAUAUCCAAAGACAACACAAGCUUCAACAGAAACUAUUUUGACAACAGAAACACAUUUAUCAACACCAAUCUCAAAGGAAACGGAGCCUCCAUCAGUAACCUACCCACGCACAACAGAAGGCUCAUCCACAACAGAAUUUUCCUCACCAACACCGAAUGGUAGACAGGCAUCAGCAGCCACAUUGUCCACAGCUGAAACACGGUCAGAAACGCAGGAAUCAAUAAGAACGGAGCAUUCAACACAAACCAAUGCAAACACGACACAGAAUUCUUCAGAAAGUGUGACUGUUUCAGAACCACAUUUUACAACGCAAUUUUCAGUCACAACACAUUCCUCAUCGGAAUCAUAUUCCACAUCAGUGAAAGCUUCCUCAACAACAGAACCUUCAUCAGAAUCACAUCCUACAAUAGCAGCAUCCACGAUGGCCACAUCCUCUCUGGAAACAACUCCAAAAACCCAGCAAUCUUCAAGAACUGAACUAUCAUCACAAUCCAAUCCAAGCACAACCAAUGUUUCAUCAGUCACUGAGUCCUCUUCAGAAACACAUUUAACAACAUCAAGUUUAUCACAGGUAACUGAGUCCUCAACAGAAACAUACUCCAGUUCGACGCCAGUUUCAUCAAAAACUGAAUCACCCUCAGAGAGCCAUCAGACCCCAGAAGUGCCUUCAAGCUCCUUGUCCUCAUCAAAAACACAUCAAACAACAUUACAGGAAUCAUCAUCAACAAAGCUUCCAACAACAGCAUAUCCAACAUUGACAUCUGCUUCAUCUGUUAGUGUGUCCCCAUCUGAAACCCACCUAACAACAACACCACUAUCAUCGCCAACUCAGUCCUCAGCAGAGACCUAUCCAACAACACAAACAUCCACAAACAAACCUUCAUCAGAAACACACCCGACAACAGUGGAAUCGUCAAGCACACAGCAUUCAACGCAAACACAUCAAAGCUCAACAGAAGUUUCAUCAGUCACUGUGUCGCCAGUUGAAUCCCACUCCACAAGCUCAUCAUUUUCAUUGUUUACUCAAUCCCCAUCAGAAACACGUUCAACAUCUGCACAAGCAUCAGUGACAACUGAAACUUCAUUGGAAUCCCAUCCAACUACAGAGGCAUCUCGAAUCACAAUGUCCCCUUCAGAAAGACAGCCAACAGCACAUGAAUCAUCAAGUACAGAGCAGUCAACACAAACUCAUGGAACAACAUCAGAAAUUCCCUCAGAAAGUGCGUCCUCAUCAAAAACCCUCGCAACAGCAACAACGUCACCUUUGGUCACUGGGAGCUCAGCGGUAACUUAUUCUCAAUCAUCGCAAAUCACAUCCUCCAACAAAUCUGCAACAGUAUCACAUCCAACUACAGAAGAAUCAUCGAUCACUGUCUCCUCACCUGAAACACGUCAGACAAAUACACAGGAACCUUUUACAUCAGCAUAUCCAAAGACAACACAAGCUUCAACAGAAACUAUUUUGACAACAGAAACACAUUUAACAACACCAAUCUCAAAGGAAACGGAGCCUCCAUCAGUAACCUACCCACGCACAACAGAAGGCUUAUCCACAACAGAAUUUUCCUCACCAACACCGAAUUCUAGACAGGCAUCAGCAGCCACAUUGUCCACAGCUGAAACACGGUCAGAAACGCAGGAAUCAAUAAGAACGGAGCAUUCAACACAAACCAAUGCAAACACGACACAGAAUUCUUCAGAAAGUGUGACUGUUUCAGAACCACAUUUUACAACGCAAUUUUCAGUCACAACACAUUCCUCAUCGGAAUCAUAUUCCACAUCAGUGAAAGCUUCCUCAACAACAGAACCUUCAUCAGAAUCACAUCCUACAAUAGCAGCAUCCACGAUGGCCACAUCCUCUCUGGAAACAACUCCAAAAACCCAGCAAUCUUCAAGAACUGAACUAUCAUCACAAUCCAAUCCAAGCACAACCAAUGUUUCAUCAGUCACUGAGUCCUCUUCAGAAACACAUUUAACAACAUCAAGUUUAUCACAGGUAACUGAGUCCUCAACAGAAACAUAUUCCAGUUCGACGCCGGUUUCAUCAAAAACUGAAUCACCCUCAGAGAGCCAUCAGACCACAGAAGUGCCUUCAAGCUCCUUGUCCUCAUCAAAAACACAUCCAACAACAUUACAGGAAUCAUCAUCAACAGAGCUUCCAACAACAGCAUAUCCAACAUUGACAUCUGCUUCAUCUGUUAGUGUGUCCCCAUCUGAAACCCACCUAACAACAACACCACUAUCAUCGCCAACUCAGUCCUCAGCAGAGACCUAUCCAACAACACAAACAUCCACAAACAAACCUUCAUCAGAAACACACCCGACAACAGUGGAAUCGUCAAGCACACAGCAUUCAACGCAAACACAUCAAAGCUCAACGGAAGUUUCAUCAGUCACUGUGUCGCCAGUUGAAUCCCACUCCACAAGCUCAUCAUUUUCAUUGGUUACUCAAUCCCCAUCAGAAACACGUUCAACAUCUGCACAAGCAUCAGUGACAACUGAAACUUCAUUGGAAUCCCAUCCAACUACAGAGGCAUCUCGAAUCACAAUGUCCCCUUCAGAAAGACAGCCAACAGCACAUGAAUCAUCAAGUACAGAGCAGUCAACACAAACUCAUGGAACAACAUCAGAAAUUCCCUCAGAAAGUGCGUCCUCAUCAAAAAUCCUCGCAACAGCAACAACGUCACCUUUGGUCACUGGGAGCUCAGCGGUAACUUAUUCUCAAUCAUCGCAAAUCACAUCCUCCAACAAAUCUGCAACAGUAUCACAUCCAACUACAGAAGAAUCAUCGAUCACUGUCUCCUCACCUGAAACACGUCAGACAAAUACACAGGAACCUUUUACAUCAGCAUAUCCAAAGACAACACAAGCUUCAACAGAAACUAUUUUGACAACAGAAACACAUUUAACAACACCAAUCUCAAAGGAAACGGAGCCUCCAUCAGUAACCUACCCACGCACAACAGAAGGCUUAUCCACAACAGAAUUUUCCUCACCAACACCGAAUGGUAGACAGGCAUCAGCAGCCACAUUGUCCACAGCUGAAACACGGUCAGAAACGCAGGAAUCAAUAAGAACGGAGCAUUCAACACAAACCAAUGCAAACACGACACAGAAUUCUUCAGAAAGUGUGACUGUUUCAGAACCACAUUUUACAACGCAAUUUUCAGUCACAACACAUUCCUCAUCGGAAUCAUAUUCCACAUCAGUGAAAGCUUCCUCAACAACAGAACCUUCAUCAGAAUCACAUCCUACAAUAGCAGCAUCCACGAUGGCCACAUCCUCUCUGGAAACAACUCCAAAAACCCAGCAAUCUUCAAGAACUGAACUAUCAUCACAAUCCAAUCCAAGCACAACCAAUGUUUCAUCAGUCACUGAGUCCUCUUCAGAAACACAUUUAACAACAUCAAGUUUAUCACAGGUAACUGAGUCCUCAACAGAAACAUACUCCAGUUCGACGCCAGUUUCAUCAAAAACUGAAUCACCCUCAGAGAGCCAUCAGACCACAGAAGUGCCUUCAAGCUCCUUGUCCUCAUCAAAAACACAUCCAACAACAUUACAGGAAUCAUCAUCAACAGAGCUUCCAACAACAGCAUAUCCAACAUUGACAUCUGCUUCAUCUGAUAGUGUGUCCCCAUCUGAAACCCACCUAACAACAACACCACUAUCAUCGCCAACUCAGUCCUCAGCAGAGACCUAUCCAACAACACAAACAUCCACAAACAAACCUUCAUCAGAAACACACCCGACAACAGUGGAAUCGUCAAGCACACAGCAUUCAACGCAAACACAUCAAAGCUCAACAGAAGUUUCAUCAGUCACUGUGUCGCCAGUUGAAUCCCACUCCACAAGCUCAUCAUUUUCAUUGGUUACUCAAUCCCCAUCAGAAACACGUUCAACAUCUGCACAAGCAUCAGUGACAACUGAAACUUCAUCGGAAUCCCAUCCAACUACAGAGGCAUCUCGAAUCACAAUGUCCCCUUCAGAAAGACAGCCAACAGCACAUGAAUCAUCAAGUACAGAGCAGUCAACACAAACUCAUGGAACAACAUCAGAAAUUCCCUCAGAAAGUGCGUCCUCAUCAAAAACCCUCGCAACAGCAACAACGUCACCUUUGGUCACUGGGAGCUCAGCGGUAACUUAUUCUCAAUCAUCGCAAAUCACAUCCUCCAACAAAUCUGCAACAGUAUCACAUCCAACUACAGAAGAAUCAUCGAUCACUGUCUCCUCACCUGAAACACGUCAGACAAAUACACAGGAACCUUUUACAUCAGCAUAUCCAAAGACAACACAAGCUUCAACAGAAACUAUUUUGACAACAGAAACACAUUUAACAACACCAAUCUCAAAGGAAACGGAGCCUCCAUCAGUAACCUACCCACGCACAACAGAAGGCUCAUCCACAACAGAAUUUUCCUCACCAACACCGAAUGGUAGACAGGCAUCAGCAGCCACAUUGUCCACAGCUGAAACACGGUCAGAAACGCAGGAAUCAAUAAGAACGGAGCAUUCAACACAAACCAAUGCAAACACGACACAGAAUUCUUCAGAAAGUGUGACUGUUUCAGAACCACAUUUUACAACGCAAUUUUCAGUCACAACACAUUCCUCAUCGGAAUCAUAUUCCACAUCAGUGAAAGCUUCCUCAACAACAGAACCUUCAUCAGAAUCACAUCCUACAAUAGCAGCAUCCACGAUGGCCACAUCCUCUCUGGAAACAACUCCAAAAACCCAGCAAUCUUCAAGAACUGAACUAUCAUCACAAUCCAAUCCAAGCACAACCAAUGUUUCAUCAGUCACUGAGUCCUCUUCAGAAACACAUUUAACAACAUCAAGUUUAUCACAGGUAACUGAGUCCUCAACAGAAACAUACUCCAGUUCGACGCCAGUUUCAUCAAAAACUGAAUCACCCUCAGAGAGCCAUCAGACCACAGAAGUGCCUUCAAGCUCCUUGUCCUCAUCAAAAACACAUCCAACAACAUUACAGGAAUCAUCAUCAACAGAGCUUCCAACAACAGCAUAUCCAACAUUGACAUCUGCUUCAUCUGUUAGUGUGUCCCCAUCUGAAACCCACCUAACAACAACACCACUAUCAUCGCCAACUCAGUCCUCAGCAGAGACCUAUCCAACAACACAAACAUCCACAAACAAACCUUCAUCAGAAACACAUCCGACAACAGUGGAAUCGUCAAGCACACAGCAUUCAACGCAAACACAUCAAAGCUCAACAGAAGUUUCAUCAGUCACUGUGUCGCCAGUUGAAUCCCACUCCACAAGCUCAUCAUUUUCAUUGGUUACUCAAUCCCCGUCAGAAACACGUUCAACAUCUGCACAAGCAUCAGUGACAACUGAAACUUCAUCGGAAUCCCAUCCAACUACAGAGGCAUCUCGAAUCACAAUGUCCCCUUCAGAAAGACAGCCAACAGCACAUGAAUCAUCAAGUACAGAGCAGUCAACACAAACUCAUGGAACAACAUCAGAAAUUCCCUCAGAAAGUGCGUCCUCAUCAAAAACCCUCGCAACAGCAACAACGUCACCUUUGGUCACUGGGAGCUCAGCGGUAACUUAUUCUCAAUCAUCGCAAAUCACAUCCUCCAACAAAUCUGCAACAGUAUCACAUCCAACUACAGAAGAAUCAUCGAUCACUGUCUCCUCACCUGAAACACGUCAGACAAAUACACAGGAACCUUUUACAUCAGCAUAUCCAAAGACAACACAAGCUUCAACAGAAACUAUUUUGACAACAGAAACACAUUUAACAACACCAAUCUCAAAGGAAACUGAGCCUCCAUCAGUAACCUACCCACGCACAACAGAAGGCUCAUCCACAACAGAAUUUUCCUCACCAACACCGAAUGGUAGACAGGCAUCAGCAGCCACAUUGUCCACAGCUGAAACACGGUCAGAAACGCAGGAAUCAAUAAGAACGGAGCAUUCAACACAAACCAAUGCAAACACGACACAGAAUUCUUCAGAAAGUGUGACUGUUUCAGAACCACAUUUUACAACGCAAUUUUCAGUCACAACACAUUCCUCAUCGGAAUCAUAUUCCACAUCAGUGAAAGCUUCCUCAACAACAGAACCUUCAUCAGAAUCACAUCCUACAAUAGCAGCAUCCACGAUGGCCACAUCCUCUCUGGAAACAACUCCAAAAACCCAGCAAUCUUCAAGAACUGAACUAUCAUCACAAUCCAAUCCAAGCACAACCAAUGUUUCAUCAGUCACUGAGUCCUCUUCAGAAACACAUUUAACAACAUCAAGUUUAUCACAGGUAACUGAGUCCUCAACAGAAACAUACUCCAGUUCGACGCCAGUUUCAUCAAAAACUGAAUCACCCUCAGAGAGCCAUCAGACCACAGAAGUGCCUUCAAGCUCCUUGUCCUCAUCAAAAACACAUCCAACAACAUUACAGGAAUCAUCAUCAACAGAGCUUCCAACAACAGCAUAUCCAACAUUGACAUCUGCUUCAUCUGUUAGUGUGUCCCCAUCUGAAACCCACCUAACAACAACACCACUAUCAGCGCCAACUCAGUCCUCAGCAGAGACCUAUCCAAACACACAAACAUCCACAAACAAACCUUCAUCAGAACCACAUCCAACAACAGUGGAAUCGUCAAGCACACAGCAUUCAACGCAAACACAUCAAAGUUCAACAGAAGUUUCAUCAGUCACUGUGUCGCCAGUUGAAUCCCACUCCACAAGCUCAUCAUUUUCAUUGGUUACUCAAUCCCCGUCAGAAACACGUUCAACAUCUGCACAAGCAUCAGUGACAACUGGAACUUCAUCGGAAUCCCAUCCAACUACAGAGGCAUCUCGAAUCACAAUGUCCCCUUCAGAAAGACAGCCAACAGCACAUGAAUCAUCAAGUACAGAGCAGUCAACACAAACUCAUGGAACAACAUCAGAAAUUCCCUCAGAAAGUGCGUCCUCAUCAAAAACCCUCGCAACAGCAACAACGUCACCUUUGGUCACUGGGAGCUCAGCGGUAACUUAUUCUCAAUCAUCGCAAAUCACAUCCUCCAACAAAUCUGCAACAGUAUCACAUCCAACUACAGAAGAAUCAUCGAUCACUGCCUCCUCACCUGAAACACGUCAGACAAAUACACAGGAACCUUUUACAUCGGCAUAUCCAAAGACAACACAAGCUUCAACAGAAACUAUUUUGACAACAGAAACACAUUUAACAACACCAAUCUCAAAGGAAACGGAGCCUCCAUCAGUAACCUACCCACGCACAACAGAAGGCUCAUCCACAACAGAAUUUUCCUCACCAACACCGAAUGGUAGACAGGCAUCAGCAGCCACAUUGUCCACAGCUGAAACACGGUCAGAAACGCAGGAAUCAAUAAGAACGGAGCAUUCAACACAAACCAAUGCAAACACGACACAGAAUUCUUCAGAAAGUGUGACUGUUUCAGAACCACAUUUUACAACGCAAUUUUCAGUCACAACACAUUCAUCAUCGGAAUCAUAUUCCACAACAGUGAAAGCUUCCUCAACAACAGAACCUUCAUCAGAAUCACAUCCUACAAUAGCAGCAUCCACGAUGGCCACAUCCUCUCUGGAAACAACUCCAAAAACCCAGCAAUCUUCAAGAACUGAACUAUCAUCACAAUCCAAUCCAAGCACAACCAAUGUUUCAUCAGUCACUGAGUCCUCUUCAGAAACACAUUUAACAACAUCAAGUUUAUCACAGGUAACUGAGUCCUCAACAGAAACAUACUCCAGUUCGACGCCGGUUUCAUCAAAAACUGAAUCACCCUCAGAGAGCCAUCAGACCACAGAAGUGCCUUCAAGCUCCUUGUCCUCAUCAAAAACACAUCCAACAACAUUACAGGAAUCAUCAUCAACAGAGCUUCCAACAACAGCAUAUCCAACAUUGACAUCUGCUUCAUCUGUUAGUGUGUCCCCAUCUGAAACCCACCUAACAACAACACCACUAUCAUCGCCAACUCAGUCCUCAGCAGAGACCUAUCCAACAACACAAACAUCCACAAACAAACCUUCAUCAGAAACACACCCGACAACAGUGGAAUCGUCAAGCACACAGCAUUCAACGCAAACACAUCAAAGCUCAACAGAAGUUUCAUCAGUCACUGUGUCGCCAGUUGAAUCCCACUCCACAAGCUCAUCAUUUUCAUUGGUUACUCAAUCCCCGUCAGAAACACGUUCAACAUCUGCACAAGCAUCAGUGACAACUGAAACUUCAUUGGAAUCCCAUCCAACUACAGAGGCAUCUCGAAUCACAAUGUCCCCUUCAGAAAGACAGCCAACAGCACAUGAAUCAUCAAGUACAGAGCAGUCAACACAAACUCAUGGAACAACAUCAGAAAUUCCCUCAGAAAGUGCGUCCUCAUCAAAAACCCUCGCAACAGCAACAACGUCACCUUUGGUCACUGGGAGCUCAGCGGUAACUUAUUCUCAAUCAUCGCAAAUCACAUCCUCCAACAAAUCUGCAACAGUAUCACAUCCAACUACAGAAGAAUCAUCGAUCACUGUCUCCUCACCUGAAACACGUCAGACAAAUACACAGGAACCUUUUACAUCGGCAUAUCCAAAGACAACACAAGCUUCAACAGAAACUAUUUUGACAACAGAAACACAUUUAACAACACCAAUCUCAAAGGAAACGGAGCCUCCAUCAGUAACCUACCCACGCACAACAGAAGGCUCAUCCACAACAGAAUUUUCCUCACCAACACCGAAUGGUAGACAGGCAUCAGCAGCCACAUUGUCCACAGCUGAAACACGGUCAGAAACGCAGGAAUCAAUAAGAACGGAGCAUUCAACACAAACCAAUGCAAACACGACACAGAAUUCUUCAGAAAGUGUGACUGUUUCAGAACCACAUUUUACAACGCAAUUUUCAGUCACAACACAUUCCUCAUCGGAAUCAUAUUCCACAACAGUGAAAGCUUCCUCAACAACAGAACCUUCAUCAGAAUCACAUCCUACAAUAGCAGCAUCCACGAUGGCCACAUCCUCUCUGGAAACAACUCCAAAAACCCAGCAAUCUUCAAGAACUGAACUAUCAUCACAAUCCAAUCCAAGCACAACCAAUGUUUCAUCAGUCACUGAGUCCUCUUCAGAAACACAUUUAACAACAUCAGGUUUAUCACAGGUAACUGAGUCCUCAACAGAAACAUACUCCAGUUCGACCCCGGUUUCAUCAAAAACUGAAUCACCCUCAGAGAGCCAUCAGACCACAGAAGUGCCUUCAAGCUCCUUGUCCUCAUCAAAAACACAUCCAACAACAUUACAGGAAUCAUCAUCAACAGAGCUUCCAACAACAGCAUAUCCAACAUUGACAUCUGCUUCAUCUGUUAGUGUGUCCCCAUCUGAAACCCACCUAACAACAACACCACUAUCAUCGCCAACUCAGUCCUCAGCAGAGACCUAUCCAACAACACAAACAUCCACAAACAAACCUUCAUCAGAAACACACCCGACAACAGUGGAAUCGUCAAGCACACAGCAUUCAACGCAAACACAUCAAAGCUCAACAGAAGUUUCAUCAGUCACUGUGUCGCCAGUUGAAUCCCACUCCACAAGCUCAUCAUUUUCAUUGGUUACUCAAUCCCCGUCAGAAACACGUUCAACAUCUGCACAAGCAUCAGUGACAACUGAAACUUCAUCGGAAUCCCAUCCAACUACAGAGGCAUCUCGAAUCACAAUGUCCCCUUCAGAAAGACAGCCAACAGCACAUGAAUCAUCAAGUACAGAGCAGUCAACACAAACUCAUGGAACAACAUCAGAAAUUCCCUCAGAAAGUGCGUCCUCAUCAAAAACCCUCACAACAGCAACAACGUCACCUUUGGUCACUGGGAGCUCAGCGGUAACUUAUUCUCAAUCAUCGCAAAUCACAUCCUCCAACAAAUCUGCAACAGUAUCACAUCCAACUACAGAAGAAUCAUCGAUCACUGCCUCCUCACCUGAAACACGUCAGACAAAUACACAGGAACCUUUUACAUCGGCAUAUCCAAAGACAACACAAGCUUCAACAGAAACUAUUUUGACAACAGAAACACAUUUAACAACACCAAUCUCAAAGGAAACGGAGCCUCCAUCAGUAACCUACCCACGCACAACAGAAGGCUCAUCCACAACAGAAUUUUCCUCACCAACACCGAAUGGUAGACAGGCAUCAGCAGCCACAUUGUCCACAGCUGAAACACGGUCAGAAACGCAGGAAUCAAUAAGAACGGAGCAUUCAACACAAACCAAUGCAAACACGACACAGAAUUCUUCAGAAAGUGUGACUGUUUCAGAACCACAUUUUACAACGCAAUUUUCAGUCACAACACAUUCCUCAUCGGAAUCAUAUUCCACAACAGUGAAAGCUUCCUCAACAACAGAACCUUCAUCAGAAUCACAUCCUACAAUAGCAGCAUCCACGAUGGCCACAUCAUCUCUGGAAACAACUCCAAAAACCCAGCAAUCUUCAAGAACUGAACUAUCAUCACAAUCCAAUCCAAGCACAACCAAUGUUUCAUCAGUCACUGAGUCCUCUUCAGAAACACAUUUAACAACAUCAAGUUUAUCACAGGUAACUGAGUCCUCAACAGAAACAUACUCCAGUUCGACGCCGGUUUCAUCAAAAACUGAAUCACCCUCAGAGAGCCAUCAGACCACAGAAGUGCCUUCAAGCUCCUUGUCUUCAUCAAAAACACAUCCAACAACAUUACAGGAAUCAUCAUCAACAGAGCUUCCAACAACAGCAUAUCCAACAUUGACAUCUGCUUCAUCUGUUAGUGUGUCCCCAUCUGAAACCCACCUAACAACAACACCACUAUCAUCGCCAACUCAGUCCUCAGCAGAGACCUAUCCAACAACACAAACAUCCACAAACAAACCUUCAUCAGAAACACACCCGACAACAGUGGAAUCGUCAAGCACACAGCAUUCAACGCAAACACAUCAAAGCUCAACAGAAGUUUCAUCAGUCACUGUGUCGCCAGUUGAAUCCCACUCCACAAGCUCAUCAUUUUCAUUGGUUACUCAAUCCCCAUCAGAAACACGUUCAACAUCUGCACAAGCAUCAGUGACAACUGAAACUUCAUUGGAAUCCCAUCCAACUACAGAGGCAUCUCGAAUCACAAUGUCCCCUUCAGAAAGACAGCCAACAGCACAUGAAUCAUCAAGUACAGAGCAGUCAACACAAACUCAUGGAACAACAUCAGAAAUUCCCUCAGAAAGUGCGUCCUCAUCAAAAACCCUCGCAACAGCAACAACGUCACCUUUGGUCACUGGGAGCUCAGCGGUAACUUAUUCUCAAUCAUCGCAAAUCACAUCCUCCAACAAAUCUGCAACAGUAUCACAUCCAACUACAGAAGAAUCAUCGAUCACUGUCUCCUCACCUGAAACACGUCAGACAAAUACACAGGAACCUUUUACAUCGGCAUAUCCAAAGACAACACAAGCUUCAACAGAAACUAUUUUGACAACAGAAACACAUUUAACAACACCAAUCUCAAAGGAAACGGAGCCUCCAUCAGUAACCUACCCACGCACAACAGAAGGCUCAUCCACAACAGAAUUUUCCUCACCAACACCGAAUGGUAGACAGGCAUCAGCAGCCACAUUGUCCACAGCUGAAACACGGUCAGAAACGCAGGAAUCAAUAAGAACGGAGCAUUCAACACAAACCAAUGCAAACACGACACAGAAUUCUUCAGAAAGUGUGACUGUUUCAGAACCACAUUUUACAACGCAAUUUUCAGUCACAACACAUUCCUCAUCGGAAUCAUAUUCCACAACAGUGAAAGCUUCCUCAACAACAGAACCUUCAUCAGAAUCACAUCCUACAAUAGCAGCAUCCACGAUGGCCACAUCAUCUCUGGAAACAACUCCAAAAACCCAGCAAUCUUCAAGAACUGAACUAUCAUCACAAUCCAAUCCAAGCACAACCAAUGUUUCAUCAGUCACUGAGUCCUCUUCAGAAACACAUUUAACAACAUCAAGUUUAUCACAGGAAUCAUCAUCAACAGAGCUUCCAACGACCGCAUAUCCAACAUUGACAUCUGCUUCAUCUGUUAGUGUGUCCCCAUCUGAAACCCACCUAACAACAACACCACUAUCAUCGCCAACUCAGUCCUCAGCAGAGACCUAUCCAACAACACAAACAUCCACAAACAAACCUUCAUCAGAAACACAUCCAACAACAGUGGAAUCGUCAAGCACACAGCAUUCAACGCAAACACAUCAAAGCUCAACAGAAGUUUCAUCAGUCACUGUGUCGCCAGUUGAAUCCCACUCCACAAGCUCAUCAUUUUCAUUGGUUACUCAAUCCCCGUCAGAAACACGUUCAACAUCUGCACAAGCAUCAGUGACAACUGAAACUUCAUCGGAAUCCCAUCCAACUACAGAGGCAUCUCGAAUCACAAUGUCCCCUUCAGAAAGACAGCCAACAGCACAUGAAUCAUCAAGUACAGAGCAGUCAACACAAACUCAUGGAACAACAUCAGAAAUUCCCUCAGAAAGUGCGUCCUCAUCAAAAACCCUCGCAACAGCAACAACGUCACCUUUGGUCACUGGGAGCUCAGCGGUAACUUAUUCUCAAUCAUCGCAAAUCACAUCCUCCAACAAAUCUGCAACAGUAUCACAUCCAACUACAGAAAAAUCAUCGAUCACUGUCUCCUCACCUGAAACACGUCAGACAAAUACACAGGAACCUUUUACAUCGGCAUAUCCAAAGACAACACAAGCUUCAACAGAAACUAUUUUGACAACAGAAACACAUUUAACAACACCAAUCUCAAAGGAAACGGAGCCUCCAUCAGUAACCUACCCACGCACAACAGAAGGCUCAUCCACAACAGAAUUUUCCUCACCAACACCGAAUGGUAGACAGGCAUCAGCAGCCACAUUGUCCACAGCUGAAACACGGUCAGAAACGCAGGAAUCAAUAAGAACGGAGCAUUCAACACAAACCAAUGCAAACACGACACAGAAUUCUUCAGAAAGUGUGACUGUUUCAGAACCACAUUUUACAACGCAAUUUUCAGUCACAACACAUUCCUCAUCGGAAUCAUAUUCCACAUCAGUGAAAGCUUCCUCAACAACAGAACCUUCAUCAGAAUCACAUCCUACAAUAGCAGCAUCCACGAUGGCCACAUCCUCUCUGGAAACAACUCCAAAAACCCAGCAAUCUUCAAGAACUGAACUAUCAUCACAAUCCAAUCCAAGCACAAUCAAUGUUUCAUCAGUCACUGAGUCCUCUUCAGAAACACAUUUAACAACAUCAAGUUUAUCACAGGUAACUGAGUCCUCAACAGAAACAUACUCCAGUUCGACGCCGGUUUCAUCAAAAACUGAAUCACCCUCAGAGAGCCAUCAGACCACAGAAGUGCCUUCAAGCUCCUUGUCCUCAUCAAAAACACAUCCAACAACAUUACAGGAAUCAUCAUCAACAGAGCUUCCAACAACAGCAUAUCCAACAUUGACAUCUGCUUCAUCUGUUAAUGUGUCCCCAUCUGAAACCCACCUAACAACAACACCACUAUCAUCGCCAACUCAGUCCUCAGCAGAGACCUAUCCAACAACACAAACAUCCACAAACAAACCUUCAUCAGAAACACACCCGACAACAGUGGAAUCGUCAAGCACACAGCAUUCAACGCAAACACAUCAAAGCUCAACAGAAGUUUCAUCAGUCACUGUGUCGCCAGUUGAAUCCCACUCCACAAGCUCAUCAUUUUCAUUGGUUACUCAAUCCCCGUCAGAAACACGUUCAACAUCUGCACAAGCAUCAGUGACAACUGAAACUUCAUCGGAAUCCCAUCCAACUACAGAGGCAUCUCGAAUCACAAUGUCCCCUUCAGAAAGACAGCCAACAGCACAUGAAUCAUCAAGUACAGAGCAGUCAACACAAACUCAUGGAACAACAUCAGAAAUUCCCUCAGAAAGUGCGUCCUCAUCAAAAACCCUCGCAACAGCAACAACGUCACCUUUGGUCACUGGGAGCUCAGCGGUAACUUAUUCUCAAUCAUCGCAAAUCACAUCCUCCAACAAAUCUGCAACAGUAUCACAUCCAACUACAGAAAAAUCAUCGAUCACUGUCUCCUCACCUGAAACACGUCAGACAAAUACACAGGAACCUUUUACAUCAGCAUAUCCAAAGACAACACAAGCUUCAACAGAAACUAUUUUGACAACAGAAACACAUUUAACAACACCAAUCUCAAAGGAAACGGAGCCUCCAUCAGUAACCUACCCACGCACAACAGAAGGCUUAUCCACAACAGAAUUUUCCUCACCAACACCGAAUUCUAGACAGGCAUCAGCAGCCACAUUGUCCACAGCUGAAACACGGUCAGAAACGCAGGAAUCAAUAAGAACGGAGCAUUCAACACAAACCAAUGCAAACACGACACAGAAUUCUUCAGAAAGUGUGACUGUUUCAGAACCACAUUUUACAACGCAAUUUUCAGUCACAACACAUUCCUCAUCGGAAUCAUAUUCCACAUCAGUGAAAGCUUCCUCAACAACAGAACCUUCAUCAGAAUCACAUCCUACAAUAGCAGCAUCCACGAUGGCCACAUCCUCUCUGGAAACAACUCCAAAAACCCAGCAAUCUUCAAGAACUGAACUAUCAUCACAAUCCAAUCCAAGCACAACCAAUGUUUCAUCAGUCACCGAGUCCUCUUCACAAACACAUUUAACAACAUCAGGUUUAUCACAGGUAACUGAGUCCUCAACAGAAACAUACUCCAGUUCGACACCAGUUUCAUCAAAAACUGAAUCACCCUCAGAGAGCCAUCAGACCACAGAAGUGCCUUCAAGCUCCUUGUCCUCAUCAAAAACACAUCCAACAACAUUACAGGAAUCAUCAUCAACAGAGCUUCCAACAACAGCAUAUCCAACAUUGACAUCUGCUUCAUCUGUUAGUGUGUCCCCAUCUGAAACCCACCUAACAACAACACCACUAUCAUCGCCAACUCAGUCCUCAGCAGAGACCUAUCCAACAACACAAACAUCCACAAACAAACCUUCAUCAGAAACACACCCGACAACAGUGGAAUCGUCAAGCACACAGCAUUCAACGCAAACACAUCAAAGCUCAACAGAAGUUUCAUCAGUCACUGUGUCGCCAGUUGAAUCCCACUCCACAAGCUCAUCAUUUUCAUUGGUUACUCAAUCCCCGUCAGAAACACGUUCAACAUCUGCACAAGCAUCAGUGACAACUGAAACUUCAUUGGAAUCCCAUCCAACUACAGAGGCAUCUCGAAUCACAAUGUCCCCUUCAGAAAGACAGCCAACAGCACAUGAAUCAUCAAGUACAGAGCAGUCAACACAAACUCAUGGAACAACAUCAGAAAUUCCCUCAGAAAGUGCGUCCUCAUCAAAAACCCUCGCAACAGCAACAACGUCACCUUUGGUCACUGGGAGCUCAGCGGUAACUUAUUCUCAAUCAUCGCAAAUCACAUCCUCCAACAAAUCUGCAACAGUAUCACAUCCAACUACAGAAGAAUCAUCGAUCACUGUCUCCUCACCUGAAACACGUCAGACAAAUACACAGGAACCUUUUACAUCGGCAUAUCCAAAGACAACACAAGCUUCAACAGAAACUAUUUUGACAACAGAAACACAUUUAACAACACCAAUCUCAAAGGAAACGGAGCCUCCAUCAGUAACCUACCCACGCACAACAGAAGGCUUAUCCACAACAGAAUUUUCCUCACCAACACCGAAUGGUAGACAGGCAUCAGCAGCCACAUUGUCCACAGCUGAAACACGGUCAGAAACGCAGGAAUCAAUAAGAACGGAGCAUUCAACACAAACCAAUGCAAACACGACACAGAAUUCUUCAGAAAGUGUGACCGUUUCAGAACCACAUUUCACAACGCAAUUUUCAGUCACAACACAUUCCUCAUCGGAAUCAUAUUCCACAUCAGUGAAAGCUUCCUCAAUAACAGAACCUUCAUCAGAAUCACACCCUACAAUAGCAGCAUCCACGAUGGCCACAUCCUCUCUGGAAACAACUCCAAAAACCCAGCAAUCUUCAAGAACUGAACUAUCAUCACAAUCCAAUCCAAGCACAACCAAUGUUUCAUCAGUCACUGAGUCCUCUUCAGAAACACAUUUAACAACAUCAAGUUUAUCACAGGUAACUGAGUCCUCAACAGAAACAUACUCCAGUUCGACGCCGGUUUCAUCAAAAACUGAAUCACCCUCAGAGAGCCAUCAGACCACAGAAGUGCCUUCAAGCUCCUUGUCCUCAUCAAAAACACAGCCAACAACAUUACAGGAAUCAUCAUCAACAGAGCUUCCAACAACAGCAUAUCCAACAUUGACAUCUGCUUCAUCUAUUAGUGUGUCCCCAUCUGAAGCCCACCUAACAACAUCACCACUAUCAUCGCCAACUCAGUCCUCAGCAGAGACCUAUCCAACAACACAAACAUCCACAAACAAACCUUCAUCAGAAACACACCCGACAACAGUGGAAUCGUCAAGCACACAGCAUUCAACGCAAGCACAUCAAAGCUCAACAGAAGUUUCAUCAGUCACUGUGUCGCCAGUUGAAUCCCACUCCACAAGCUCAUCAUUUUCAUUGGUUACUCAAUCCCCGUCAGAAACACGUUCAACAUCUGCACAAGCAUCAGUGACAACUGAAACUUCAUCGGAAUCCCAUCCAACUACAGAGGCAUCUCGAAUCACAAUGUCCCCUUCAGAAAGACAGCCAACAGCACAUGAAUCAUCAAGUACAGAGCAGUCAACACAAACUCAUGGAACAACAUCAGAAAUUUCCUCAGAAAGUGCGUCCUCAUCAAAAACCCUCGCAACAGCAACAACGUCACCUUUGGUCACUGGGAGCUCAGCGGUAACUUAUUCUCAAUCAUCGCAAAUCACAUCCUCCAACAAAUCUGCAACAGUAUCACAUCCAACUACAGAAGAAUCAUCGAUCACUGUCUCCUCACCUGAAACACGUCAGACAAAUACACAGGAACCUUUUACAUCGGCAUAUCCAAAGACAACACAAGCUUCAACAGAAACUAUUUUGACAACAGAAACACAUUUAACAACACCAAUCUCAAAGGAAACGGAGCCUCCAUCAGUAACCUACCCACGCACAACAGAAGGCUUAUCCACAACAGAAUUUUCCUCACCAACACCGAAUGGUAGACAGGCAUCAGCAACCACAUUGUCCACAGCUGAAACACGGUCAGAAACGCAGGAAUCAAUAAGAACGGAGCAUUCAACACAAACCAAUGCAAGCACGACACAGAAUUCUUCAGAAAGUGUGACUGUUUCAGAACCACAUUUUACAACGCAAUUUUCAGUCACAACACAUUCCGCAUCGGAAUCAUAUUCCACAUCAGUGAAAGCUUCCUCAACAACAGAACCUUCAUCAGAAUCACAUCCUACAAUAGCAGCAUCCACGAUUGCCACAUCUCUGGAAACAACUCCAAAAACCCAGCAAUCUUCAAGAACUGAACUAUCAUCACAAUCCAAUCCAAGCACAACCAAUGUUUCAUCAGUCACUGAGUCCUCUUCAGAAACACAUUUAACAACAUCAAGUUUAACACAGGUAACUGAGUCCUCAACAGAAACAUACUCCAUUUCGACACCAGUUUCAUCAAAAACUGAAUCACCCUCAGAGAGCCAUCAGACCACAGAAGUGCCUUCAAGCUCCUUGUCCUCAUCAAAAACACAUCCAACAACAUUACAGGAAUCAUCAUCAACAGAGCUUCCAACAACAGCAUAUCCAACAUUGACAUCUGCUUCAUCUGUUAGUGUAUCCCCACCUGAAACCCACCUAACAACAACACCACUAUCAUCGCCAACUCAGUCCUCAGCAGAGACCUAUCCAACAACACAAACAUCCACAAACAAACCUUCAUCAGAAACACACCCGACAACAGUGGAGUCGUCAAGCACACAGCAUUCAACGCAAACACAUCAAAGCUCAACAGAAGUUUCAUCAGUCACUGUGUUGCCAGUUGAAUCCCACUCCACAACCUCAUCAUUUUCAUUGGUUACUCAAUCCCCGUCAGAAACACGUUCAACAUCUGCACAAGCAUCAGUGACAACUGAAACUUCAUCGGAAUCCCAUCCAACUACAGAGGCAUCUCGAAUCACAAUGUCCUCUUCAGAAAGACAGCCAACAGCACAUGAAUCAUCACCCUCAGAAAGCCAUCGGACCACAGAAGUGCCUUCAAGCUCCGUGUCCUCAUCAAAAAUGCAUCCAACAACAAUACAUGAAUCAUCAACUAGAAUGCCAUUCACUACUAAGAUGACUACAAGUAAAAUUCAUUCCCUCAGUUCAGUUCAUUCAACUUCGAAAGUUUCAACACAUCCAAAUACUGUAUCAUCUACCCUGCGUCCAGCACUGGACUACUGCAAUAGAUGCAGUUGCCUGAAUAGAGGUACUUGUAAUUCAAGUGCAACAACGGAAGAUCACUGCGUGUGUGAUUGUCCUAGAGAUAUUUAUGGUACUUAUUGUGAAUAUGGACUUAACGUUACCCAUGCUGUACCCGAUACAAACACACCAAAGAGAGAAGUUAUUCUCACAUUUCGGAUAAACAAGACCUGGGAUGAAAUGUUUGAAAACACUUCAAGCGUGCAAUAUAGAAAAUAUGUUCAACUUUUGAUUACAGAGCUGACACCAAUAUACAAAAUGGCCUCGCCAGAGCACUUUUACAAAGUAAUUAUUACUGAACUCCGGAAAGGAAGCAUUAUCAUAGAGAGCAAAGGCCUCUACAACUAUACCAAUAAUCAGACACAGAAAUCAACUAUUUAAACCAUCAUCUAGCCCAUACACUGCUCGUUAAUAUUAAUAAUACAGCUACUUUGAAGGACCUCGGAUCAAGAUUGGGUGGUAACAACAUGCAACUCACUGGUAUUAAUACUACGGUCUCAUCAAUCAACAAUAUCACAGACUUGAAUAUGACAUGUGAGAUCCAAUUUAAUGAUUACAACGUCAACUGCACCAAUGGGCAAUAUUGUGUAUGUGAUGGACCCUGCAAAGAUAUGUUUGACAUCUGUCACUGGCAUGGGAAUUGCUUUAAUAAAGUUAAUGGCUCCAUUUGCAAAUGUUAUCAGAACACAUUUUACCAAUAUACCGGGAAAAACUGUGAUAUAUUCGUAAGGAACUCAGGAUUCUAUGGUGUGCUGUUUGGCGUGUUGGCAGGUGCUCUGCUCCUUCUAAUAGUCAUCAUCAUUGUCAUUAUAUACUGGCGGAGAAAGAAAUACAGACAUUCAGAUCCCGGCACUCCACAGAAGUGGUACUCGAUUGAUGAAGAAUAUUUCAGGUUUCCACAUACAGAUCUGACUACAGAGUCACUAGCGCCAAAUACUGGCAAAACACUGGGGAGGAGAAAAGGAAGAUACAACCUGGAAAAUAAUCCUUCAUUCAAUGACGAUUUCGGUUCUGGUGUCUGGAGACCAAACUUAGACAAAGUAGAUACAGAGGCUGAGAUACGAGCCAAGCGUCCCGAAGUGGUUAUGCCGGUUGAUCAGUGACAAUUGAUGCCAAUGUUAGAUCGUCACAGCCCACAGUAGUUUAGACAACUUUGUUCAACAUGUAUUAACUAAAGGGCAUUUAAGCUUCCCAAAACAAAGUUAAAACUAUAUUUUCAAAAUACUUUGUUUGUUGCACGAAUAUUUCUGAGAAAUAAGAAAAAUUCAUACUGCUCAGUAACUCAGUUUAACAUUUUUUUGUUUUUACAGUUUUGUUGUUCCAGAAAGCUCAGUAAUGAUUUGAUUGAUAUCAGUGUCCUAUUAUUUUCAUGUUACAAGGUUUUCUCAGUUCUCAAUAAGACAAAUAAGCAUUGAUUCAAUGCGUCUAUGAAGCGGCCUCUGCAGCCUGUCCGCGUUUUUAUUAUUUUUUGUCUAUGU